Molecule: messenger RNA, 217 nt
Organism: Trichomonas vaginalis G3
Lineage: Eukaryota; Parabasalia; Trichomonadida; Trichomonadidae
Exons: 1
Source: RefSeq, a predicted model, not a curated record
AUGAAGCAAGUUAAAUUCGUCCCACACCAAUCUCAAUGGACCGAUGAAGAGUUUCAAGCCAUGGUUGAAGGUGUUGAGAACGACAUAGACGGCGAACUUGAAGGAGCUCAAAUCACAAUUGCAACCAAAAUUGCAGAGGUCAAGGAACAGAUAGCUCCACUUAAAGCUACCAAAGCUACUCUUGACCUCAUGGAUAGUUACCGUUUAGAUGUCAAGA